CCGGUUCAGUUUGGGCGGGAAGAACAGUCCUGGAAGGAUAAUAUAGAAUACGUUUCAUUUCGAAUGCUUAAUUUACAGAAAUAAGCUUCGAACGUAAGUUAUAUUUGGGAAACACCAUAAAAAUAAAUUUGAAGAAAUGGCACCGAAGAUAUUGAAAGAUUAUACGAAAGCCAAAGAACAAUUGAAAACGUUUUUGACAGAGUAUGUCGUAGUAAAUGAGGAAAGCGGUUCUAAAACGUUUAAGUAUAGAAAGCAACUCACCAAUAUUGCUCAUCGUGAGCAAAUAGCUCUGACAAUAGAUUUGGAUGAUAUAAAUGAAUUUGAUGAUGAAUUAGCAAUAUCUAUUGCAAAUAAUACUAGGAGAUACGUCAAUUUGCUUUUAGAACUGAUUCAAGAAAUGCUACCUGACUUUAAAGAAAGGCCUGUGCCACCAAAGGAUGCUUUGGAUGUGUACAUUGAACAUAGAUUGCUGAUGGAAAGCCGUAACAGGAACCUUGGAGAACAGCGUGAUCCGAGAAAUAAAUAUUGUCCAGAACUCAUGAGACGCUUUGAAGUGUAUUUCAAAGACUUUGACGCUGUUAAAGCGUAUUCAGUAAGAGAUAUAAAAGCUGAGAAAAUUGGAAAAUUAGUUACGGUGAGAGGUAUCGUGACAAAAUGUAGCGAUGUAAUGCCUCUGCUCGUUGUGGCUACCUAUACAUGCGAUCAAUGCGGUGCCGAAACAUUUCAGCCAGUUCAAUCUCUCAAAUAUAUGCCGUUGCGGCAAUGUCCUAGCGAAGAUUGUCGAAUAAACAAGUCUGGCGGCGUGUUAGACAUGCAAACGAGAGGAUCGAAAUUCGUGAAAUUUCAAGAAAUCAAAAUACAAGAACAUAGUGAUCAAGUACCAGUGGGUCAUAUACCACGAACAUUGACGAUAUACUGCAGGGGUGAAACGACAAGAAAAUGUUUACCCGGAGAUCAUAUACUUAUUACGGGUAUCUUCCUGCCGAUUAUGAAAUCAGGGUUUAUGGCUCGAGGGGGUGCUGCACUUCUCAACGAAACAUAUUUGGACGCACAUAAAAUCGUAUGCUUAACUAAUUCGCAAACUAUCGAAGAUACUAGUGCUGAAUUAACGCAGGAGGAAUUGGGUCUGUUGUCGGCGGAUGACUUUUACGACAGAUUAGCUCGUUCCAUCGCUCCUGAAAUCUAUGGGCUAGAAGACGUUAAAAAAGCACUAUUAUUGCUACUGGUCGGUGGCACAGAUAAGCAAAGAGAAGAUAUUAAGAUCAGAGGUAACAUUAAUAUUUGUUUAAUGGGCGAUCCCGGAGUUGCCAAGUCUCAGCUACUUUCGUUUAUAACAAGACUGGCUCCUCGAUCUCAGUACACGACUGGUAGAGGAUCAUCUGGUGUCGGGUUGACAGCCUCAGUUAUGAAAGACAAUUUAACCGGUCAGAUGAUGCUCGAGGGAGGAGCUUUGGUAUUAGCUGACGAAGGUGUUUGUUGCAUCGACGAAUUCGAUAAAAUGGCAGACGCGGAUCGAACCGCUAUUCAUGAGGUGAUGGAGCAGCAAACUAUAUCGAUUGCUAAAGCUGGAAUAACGACUCGCUUAAAUGCAAGAGUCUCGAUAUUAGCCGCGGCGAACCCUGCUUACGGCAGAUACAACCCAAAGAGGACGAUCGAGCAAAAUAUUCAGUUGCCUGCUGCUCUAUUAUCGCGGUUUGAUUUACUAUGGCUAAUUCAAGAUCGAGCGGAUCGUAGCCAUGACUUAAAAAUGGCACAACAUAUUACGUACGUUCAUCAACAUUGUAUACAGCCACCCACGGAAUCCGAAGUUUUGGAUAUGAAUUUAAUUAGAAGGUAUAUUACUAUAUGCAAAACGAAGAAUCCUACGAUACCAGAGGAAUUGACUGAUUACAUAGUCGAAUCUUAUGUGGAAAUGAGAAGAGUGGCUCGUAAUAGCCAUGACAAAACGUUUACAUCUGCUCGUAAUCUUCUAGCAUUGUUACGUUUGUCAACUGCAUUAGCACGUUUACGAUUAUCGGAUGUCGUGGAUAAAGAAGACGUUGCCGAAGCGAACAGGUUGAUAGAGAUGUCGAAGCAUUCGAUCAAUUAUUCUGAAACGUUAGCGCCGAAUGUUCACCAAGAUCCGAUAAGCCGAGUUUUCCGACUCAUUAGGGAAUUGGCGGGCGAUAGGAAAACUGUUAAAGUUUCAGAUAUAUUGGAACGAUGCACUACUAAAGGCUUUAAACCUGAUGAAGUUAAUGAUUGCAUCGAAGAAUACGAGGCAUUGAAUGUGUGGCAAGUGAAUCAAACAAGAACGCAAAUCACGUUCAUAUAAAGUUUCGAAUGGAUCCAACGUAACUGCUUGUUUUCAGUCCCUCAUGUGUUAGAGGGUAUUUUUAUAUGUUUUUUACUAAUUACAAAAUAAAGAAUGCAUUUUAUCAAA
This is a messenger RNA of Ceratina calcarata, 2422 nucleotides long. RefSeq names its product minichromosome maintenance 7 (gene Mcm7). Gene Ontology annotation, molecular function: single-stranded DNA binding; single-stranded DNA helicase activity; ATP hydrolysis activity. The transcript has 10 exons. The record is from RefSeq and is a predicted model, not a curated record. Gene Ontology annotation, cellular component: MCM complex; nucleus. Bases 137 to 2314 code for a protein of 725 amino acids. Gene Ontology annotation, biological process: DNA replication initiation; double-strand break repair via break-induced replication; DNA strand elongation involved in DNA replication. NCBI's taxonomy places the organism in Eukaryota, Metazoa, Arthropoda, Insecta, Hymenoptera, Apidae.